CUCCAAUCCCCCCCCCCCCCCUCCCGCAGCGUAGCUCUGAUGUAUCAUCCUCCCUCUCCGAUCUCUGCUUCUACUGCUUUCGAUACCCGUCGCUGUAAUUUUAGCUCCCGUUCGCCCUUGGAGUGUCGACAGUGGCUAGUUGAUGUAGAUUCUGUGAACAAAGUGUGUGACCUAUCGUUGGCUGUAUGUGGCGGUGGAGUGGAAGAUCGUAGAGAUUAUAGAGUUGAGAGUGGGGCUUUACGGCGCAAUGCUUGAGGCGGGAAUUUAGUGGAGAGAUUUUGUUUGUUGGAGGGAACUGGGAGUAGAAGCCGAAUUGGAGGAGUUGCGGUGCCAAAUUACGACAUGAAGGGGGUUUCCGCUAGGUUGAGGAGCUCCCCGCGAGGUGCAGUAGAUGCGGUGGUCAAAGAGCGGGAGCCUUUCUGCGUCGGGCCGCAUCGUGCGAAGAGUGCUAGUCCAGCUCGGAAGGGUCGCAGUAACGGCGAGAAUGUGCCUCCUGAUGUCAAUGUCGCUGAGGGAAUGUCACCUGUGCAGUCGAAGGCUGAUAAGCCGAAGGCAGCUAAAAUCAGCAAUAGUCCAGCUCUUCCACCGAAGUUUCCAAGGCCUUCUCUAGGUCGAAAUGCAUCUGCUCUCACGCAACUGCAAGACAAGAUCCCUGGAUGCGAUCAGGGAAGCAACAUUAAAAGGAAAAUAAACUGGGAUAUGCCCACAGGUGCCUCUUCAGACGACAUGAUCAAGACUUCAGCUGUAGAGACAUCUUCUGCUGAUUCAGGAGUGAAGGUAAUUCUAAGAGUCAGGCCCUUGAAUAAGAAAGAAGAGGCGGAGGAAGCUGAUCGAGUAGUGCGUAGUGUGACGUCUACGAGCGUAUCGCUCUCUGACCAGCAGUUCACAUUCGAUGCAGUGGCAGGAGAAGUUUCAUCGCAGGAAGCUGUCUUCAACUUGGUGGGGCUACCUAUGGCGGAGAAUUGUCUCGCUGGUUUUAACAGCUCCAUCUUCGCAUAUGGGCAGACGGGUAGUGGGAAGACCCACACCAUGUGGGGCGUGAUGUCUGACACGCAGGACAUUCCAUCGGAUGACCGAGGCCUUACAUCCCGAGUUUUUGAGAUGCUUUUUGCGAGGAUCCAGAGGGAGGAAUUAAAUAAUAUCAACAAGCAACUAGUAUACCAGUGUCGAUGCUCCUUCUUAGAGAUCUACAAUGAACAGAUCACAGAUCUGUUGGAGCCCUCUCAGAAGAAUCUCAUGAUUAGAGAAGAUACGAAAACGGGUGUAUAUGUGGAAAAUCUCAGUGAAGAGUUCGUUUCAUCAGUUCAGGAAGUCACGCGGGUCCUGGUCAAGGGUUUGGCUAACAGAAGAGUUAGUGCCACAUCAAUGAAUAGUGAAAGCUCGCGCUCGCAUUGCGUAUUUACGUGUGUGAUAGAGUCCCGAUCUAAGGGUGAAGGCGAGGGUAUCAGCAGUGUCAGAAGCAGUAGACUGAAUCUUGUAGAUUUGGCAGGCUCAGAGAGACAAAAACAGACGGGGUCUGCUGGUGAGCGGCUCAAAGAGGCUGGAAACAUCAACAAAUCUCUUUCCCAGCUCGGAAACGUUAUUAACAUAUUGGCCGAAGUAUCUCAAUCCGGAAAGCAUCGUCAUGUACCAUAUAGAGAUUCUCGUUUAACAUUUUUGCUUCAAGAGUCGCUUGGCGGGAACGCGAGGCUCGCCAUGAUUUGUACCGUCUCUCCAGCAAGUUGCUGCAGAAACGAAACGCUUAGUACAUUAAGAUUUGCUCAGAGGGCAAAGGCCAUUCAGAAUAAGGCUAUCGUGAAUGAGGAGAAAGCUAAUGAUGUGAAUCUUCUCCGUGAACAAAUCCGUCAGCUCAAGGAGGAACUGACAAGGAUGAAAUCCAACACCGCCACAGAGGCCGGCGAUGGCAGUGGAUACACCACUGGGUGGAACGCACGCAGAAGCUACAACCUACUCAGGCUCAGCCUUGGCCAUCCAAUGACAGCUCCUCUUUUCGCAGACGAUGUAGCUGACGAUGGUAAGAAAACCGAUGAAGACAUAGAAUCUAGUACAGACGAAGCAAACAUUCGUCUCUCGAGUGGAACUAAUGUAGUUCAGUCUCUGAAUAUGGAUUCUCCAGGUGCCCAGAAGUCCGCUAAGAUGAAGAUGCUCAAUAUAGAUGUGGCGAAUGGUAGGUCAGCAUCUUCAAAUGGUGAAACAGCUCUUACACCAUGUAAAGAACUGGAUGACACUCCAAACUUGGAGUCUCCGACGCUCGGCUUGGCAGAAGGUCGCAGAUUUAGUCUCCAAAAUGUGGACGUGAGUAGAUUACCCACGGAUACGUCACCUAAUCUUCAGUCGCCGAAGUACAGCUACUCUCCGAAAGGAAACAAAAAAUCUAUCGGGACUAGCGCCAUGUUUGGGCUUGUUUCGCUUGCAGAGAACGAAGACGUUGUGGACUUCGGAGCCCCUGUUGGCGUAACCCGUCUUCGGAGUGCCAAGUCUUUGCCUUCUCCUUCUCCCAGAGAUCGCCUUGCAGCGAGCCUUCAGAAAGGUCUUCAAAUUUUGGAUAAUCAUCAACAGAACUCUCUUCGAAGGUCGACAAACUUAAGGCUCUCCUUCCAAUCUACAGACCCCAAAAGCCCCCAAAGCGCAACUAGUAUUUGUUCACAAUGCUCUAUGCGUUCUUCUGGGGCAGGUUCCCGAUCCAUCCCCCCACCUGUCACUCCGAACAGGAAAUCGUGGACUAAGGAGAUAGGAGUGCAGACAUCCCCUCUCAAGGAACUCACUGAGAGUUCUGAGUUGGCUAACCUCAACGAGGUUGCUUGCAAGACGAUGCUGCCAGACUCUCCAAGUAGUUCUAUUGAAACGGUGGAAGACAACAAGGGGAACAAAAAGGAAGUCGGUAUCCUCAAACCGGAUUAUGUACAGGCAAUUCAGGCAUUGCUGGCUGGUUCUAUCAGAAGGGAAAGGGCUGCUGAAGAGAUUAUGACCCAGCAAGCUGCAGAGAUUGAACAGCUUAACCGUUUGAUGCGUCAAUAUAAGCACGAAAGGGAAUGCAAUUCAAUUCUCCAGCAAAGUCGUCAAGAAAAGAUUGUCCGACUGGAAUCCCUAAUGAGUGGUGUCCUGCCUCGUGAAUCCUUUCUUAAUGAGGAGUGGGCAGCCCUUUUGAAAGAGCAUAAGAUUUUACAAGAGAAGUUCGACAAACACCCUGAGGUAACACAUUCCAAAAUAGAGCUUGAGAGGUUACUAGACGAGUUGGAUCGUUACAAGACAUUCUUUGAUCUCGGAGAAAGAGAGGUCCUUUUACAAGAGAAUAUGGACUUGCGUAACCACCUGCAGAGCUACCUCGAUUGUGAUACGCGUGGACCAGCAAAGCAUCGGCGACUCUCUAUAACCGCGAAGUCGAUUCGAGAAUCAGCAGCUGAUCUGAGCCUUCGCACCGCAGUUACGGACGGUCCGUCAACCCCUGAAUCGCUGGAUACCCAUCAACUGGCGAACGAGAGGGAGCUGUGGCAGGAAAGAGAGCUCAAAUGGCUAACUUUGAUGGAAGAGAUACAAGCUGAGUCUGAAAAAUAUAGGCUUCUUGCGGAGAACAGGAGGGUCGAACUGGAUGGAGAGAAAAGGUGCGCAAAGGAACUUCAAGAUGCGCUUCAAUUGGCAAUGGAAGGUCAUGCGCGGCAGUUAGAGCAGUAUGCUGAGCUUCAGGAGAAGCAUGUUGCACUCCUGGACAAUAACCGGAAGAUACGAGAAGGCGUGAUGGAUUUAAAGCAGUUAGCCAAGAAGACUGGUGUUACCACUACAGAUACAAGUUGGUUUGAGUGCCAAGCUGAGCAGCUUGUGGCCAUGAGGAUUGACCACGAGCUUCAAAGAGAUGCUGCUAGAGACGAGGUGCGGGCCUUGCGUGCGCAGCUUCAAGAUACUGUCGAAGCAGUCUCAGCAGCUGGGGAACUUCUGGUGAGGCUUAAGGAGGCAGAGGAAGCAAUGUGUUUGGCCCAGGAUGCGGCAGCAAUGGCUGGUCAAGAAGCCAAUUCAAUUCGUAGGGAAAUGGAGAGAUUGCGAAAAGCACAUGAGAGUGAAAUUGCUACCUUGCAACAAACCUUGCUGGAGACGCGUUGGCAGAAACCUCAGCUCUGUCCCAUGUGUGUCAUGGCCGAGCGGGUCAAGUUCGAGUUCACGGAGCCUGAUGCUGACACCAUGGCCAAAACAGAAUCCAGGUCUGCAUCGCUGCAUUUCAGAUCAUUGUCUUCUCCCGCAUUCAGUACUCGACAUAGCUACAACAGUGUGGUUGAUGGAGAGUACACGAAGGAUAAUUACGAAGAUAGCAUCGCUGGAGAGCUCGAAGCUAGGCCACAUUUCCUAGAUAAUCUAGACAUUGACGAGUUUGUUGAUGAGCCUCUGUGAUGCGAACAAGCUGUAACUAUACAAACGAAUUAACGCAUCAAAACAAAUAUGUAGAAUAUUGAAAUCUGUAGGUCUCAUGUACAAUUGUACAUGAGUUAGACUGCUUCAGGUGGGAGGAUAUCGGAAGGCCCCACAUGGACAACCUUCAUUAUUUUAUGAGGACGAGUGGAUUCGUGACUCCCGAUGAGUGUAUCUUUAGCAACCGUGAAACAUUCCUCUCGGCAUUUGCAUCUGUAGUCUCACAGUCUUUUUCGUUAACUGAUGCCAACGUUCAUUGGCAAUGUCAUUCA
Molecule: messenger RNA, 4670 nt
Organism: Physcomitrium patens
Lineage: Eukaryota; Viridiplantae; Streptophyta; Bryopsida; Funariales; Funariaceae
Product: kinesin-like protein KIN-12A
Biological process (GO): microtubule-based movement
Molecular function (GO): microtubule binding; microtubule motor activity; ATP binding
Source: RefSeq, a predicted model, not a curated record